Molecule: messenger RNA, 1819 nt
Organism: Merops nubicus (carmine bee-eater)
Lineage: Eukaryota; Metazoa; Chordata; Aves; Coraciiformes; Meropidae
Gene: TNFRSF11A
Product: tumor necrosis factor receptor superfamily, member 11a, NFKB activator
Exons: 9
Biological process (GO): ossification; positive regulation of bone resorption; lymph node development
Cellular component (GO): external side of plasma membrane
Molecular function (GO): tumor necrosis factor receptor activity; cytokine binding
Source: RefSeq, a predicted model, not a curated record
AUGUAUUGGUUCUCACGUCCUCUCUCUCCUUCUCCGCUCCAGUUGUCACUACAGAUCACCCUGCCAUGCCAAAGUGAACGACACUAUGAGUACUCUGGACGGUGCUGCACGAAGUGUGAGCCAGGAAAGUACAUGUCUGCUAGAUGCACCAGUGCUUCAGACAGCGUGUGCCAGCCGUGCGGCCCAAACGAGUACAUGGAUGUCUGGAAUGAAGAAGAUAAAUGCUUGCUACAUAAGAUAUGUGAUCAAGGGAAGGCACUGACGGAGGUGAGCCCGGGGAACAGCACGUCCCAGCGGCAGUGUGCCUGCACGGCAGGCUACCACUGGAGUGAAGACUGUGACUGCUGCCAGCGGAACACUGUGUGCGCCCCGGGCUUUGGCGUCAAGCACCCCGUGCAACAAGACAAGGAUACAAUGUGUGUACCAUGUUCCAGAGGCUACUUCUCACAGGUCGCUUCAUCCACCGACAAGUGUAAAUCCUGGACAAACUGUACAGCUCUAGGAAUGGCAGAAGUCGUGCCUGGGACUGACAGGUCUGAUGCAGUGUGUGCAGAACGGAAGGUGCCUGAGCCGUCAGAAGAUGGAACAAACAGGAUCUUAUACGUGUUGAUUGUCAUCUUGUUUUUUGUGACACUAAUUGGCAUUGUCAUCUUCAUCAUAUACUACAAGAAUAAGGGAAAAAAGCUGACAGCAGAUCUACAGAACUGGGCUAACGAAGUGUGCAGCCAAAUAAAAAGCAGAAAGGAGGCCCCUAGAGAUGCGUUUGUUACCGUGAACAUCACCAACGCUGCUGUUGCCCAGAGCUCUGAAGGCACGUGUCUGCUGGGCCCCACUGCCUCUCCUGCUCCCGGGAACUCCUGCUGCGCCAGCAGCCGCGCUCUGGGCAGGAACGGGAGCCCCAGCACGGCACCGUGUGAGGUGGGAGGAAGCCUCCAGGAGUUUUCUGUAGCGACGGAGACUGAUGAUGGCCAUUUCCCACCAGUUCCCACAGAAGAUGAAUACAUGGAUAAGGAUCUCAAUACUGCCGAUUAUUUAUCUUUACUGAGUCGGACUGCCAGUAAAACCGUGUCAUCAUUUUCAGAACCAAUGGAAGCAGGGGAGAAUGACAGCUUAAAUCAGUUCUUUUCAGGGAUUGGGAGCACAGAGGAAGAAUCAGUCUCUCAAGGCUGUCACCCUUCCUCUGACAUAGAUGGAGCACAUGCUGCCACAGACAAACUUCUUCAGAAAUCUUGCCAACAUGCCCACAGUUGCCUGAAGGAAACGGGCAACAAAGACACAGAUCAUUUUGCAACAAACUAUGACUCAGAGAAGAUCUGUGUGAAGUGUGGCAUUUCAUACAGGGAAUCUCCCAGAAAGUGGAGCAAACCCUGCUGUGCUGUGGCUGACAGUGCCUCCACCUCCCCAGAAAGAGGAUGCUAUACACAGUGCACCUGUAGCCUGAAUUUUCUCUCUGCUGGUCAGAGCACUCUAGCAAGUGAAUACAGUACGGACGGUGCAUCCUUGGACAGUACCAAUAUGAAGUACCAGAACACAAACAGAAGCACUUCAGGGACGAACAGCAGCACUUCAGACCUCCCUGCAGCAUCUGGAAAUGUGACUGGAAACAGUAACUCCACCUUUAUCUCAAGUGGACAAGUAAUGAAUUUCAAGGGCGACAUCAUUGUUGUCUACCUUAGCCAAAACUCCCAGGAAGGGGCAACGGCCUCAGGGCCGAGUGAGGAGAACGUGGGCAGCCCUGUGCAGGAAGAAAACCUCAACCGCUGCGAGACUUUUGCCGGCAACGCCCAGCACUACAAGGAGAAGUGUGUGGAGCUGCAGG